Sclerotinia trifoliorum is the source of this 2123-nucleotide messenger RNA. The record is from the annotation of a GenBank genome assembly. NCBI's taxonomy places the organism in Eukaryota, Fungi, Ascomycota, Leotiomycetes, Helotiales, Sclerotiniaceae.
CCUUAUAAACACGUGAUAAUUUUGAACAAAGAUCUCACAUCGACGUUGUCUACAAAAGAUUUGAUACGUGAUUUCGGAAUUUAAGAAUUUCCUCGAUAUUUCUUGUGGAUUGGAGGAGUUAUUGCAGCCUCGAUAUUUUCUGCUCACUCUGUCAUGAGAUUGCUUUCUGCUGCUGCGCUGAGAGCACCAGAGGAAACAGAUGCAGCGUAAAGGCUAAGAUGAAGAGACAUAUAUAUAAGAAUCGAACAUCCAAAGUUUUGGUUGCUUUCAUUGCAAAUAAAUUGUUUUGAUUCAUCUGGUGGUCGGUCCCAGGGUGGAAGAUUGCAUUUCAUUUCAUCAAGCAUGAAACUUGUCAACCUCUUCGCGUGACACGAAAACCACAAAUUGGGAAAGAAGGAAAGAACGAUUUGAUAAGUCAAUCGAGGAAGAUGCAACUACCCGUGAAGUGACCGACCUACCUACUACCUACUACCUACCUACCUACCUACCUAACUACUUCGUCCUUUGAUCUUUACUUUUCUCUUCUUUCUUGAAGUUAGAAGAUACUCAAUAGCAACAUCAUUUCUGUGAUAUCAUUGUCAGUACAGCUUGAGGUAUUGGUUCAUAAAGUUCAAAUGAAGAUGAUUUCUUCUAGCAAUUACCGUUUCGGAGGCAUUUGUCUUGUCGUAUUUAUCUUCAUUUACGCAGUUUGGUCUCCUUUUAAAGGCUUUGUUUCUGACAAUGUUGUGGUUUCAUCUAAACCAAAGAUAAUUGAACCUGGAGAAAGGUAAUAUCCAUAACUUAUCUAUGGUAUGGCUGUUCUGACCACCAAAAGUGCCAUCAAACAUUAUCUAGGUAGCAAAGACUGUGGAAUUUUACAAUCGGACAUAUAUCAUGUACCAUACCCCGCCAAACCGAAUGUUUCGCCUUUCUGCAAAAAUAGGGCAACACUAUUAGAAGCUUUGGGUAGUGGAGGCAGACAUGGAUUCGAUGAGCCAUAUGUUGGGAAGGGUGAGAAUGCACUCUACCACUUCCUGAAAAUAGCACUCACAGAUAUAGGUUGCACAUAUCGAUGGUUUUCAACAUCUGAAAUAUGUAUGAUCCUCGAACGAUUCAGCGCUGUUGUGUUCCUCGGUGAUGAGACGGCUCAAACUAUUUAUGCUGCUCUCAAUGUCUUCCUGCGAGAAGAUAUAUCCCACGGUGGCUUGCAGGAAUGGAUGAUGACGGAUGAUGAACGAAUUGCUUGCAAAUGUGAUGCUCAAUUCUUGGAUAAUAAUUGUCUCGGAUACUCUGUCAAGAACUUUGAGGAAGUCAUCAAAAAUGAAGCAAAUGACCCGAAAGGAAGCCCAUAUGCAUGCCAAAGUAAGAUUUCUUCAACUCUUCUUCAGAAUAGGAGUUUAACAUAAGAUCUAGGAACUCCACAUGCCUACAUACCUUUCAUGACCACACCUGCGUCAUCCGCUGCCAUAGCUACAUUUCAAUCCUUAGCAUACCAAAAACCAGAUCCUUGGCAACCUACUCCCGUGAUAUUUUCUCUCGGUCAUAGAUUUUCCCACGAUAUGAAGUUUUCCGUAGAUUCGAUAAAUGAAUGGAUAGGUAUCACCAACGGUGCUGAACGCAAUAUUCCAAUAUUACUUCUUGGUCCUACUGCCUACGGUGUCUCAAGACAAUCAAGUAACGACGGUAACAUGGAGAUAUGGAAAUACCAAGAAGAAUUAAAUAGAAUCGCCCCUGACAAGCAUAUGGAUAUUCUUCGACUUUGGAAUUUGACUAUACAAGCGAGUAGUACGGAUGGAGAAAGAUACGGGGAGAAGGUUGCGUUGGUUCAAGCUAUGAUGAUUAUUAAUUGGUUGGCGAAGCUGGAAACUUCUUAGGCUUAAUUUGAGGUCUGGCUUGAAGAGAGAUAUAGGUAUACAUAUUCGGAUAUGACGAAGGAAGAAGGAGAAUAGAAAUAGCUAUAGUUAGUUCAUCUUGUAUGUCUGUCGAGGACAUAGGUGGUUUCAAUACGUACAGUUGUUUCCCUCCUCGUCUGUACAGAUAUGCUUUUUUAAGCUUGAUAUUUUUAAAGUUUUAUUACAUCAAGUAACCAUAAAUAGCUAGUUAUAGAUGAUUUAUAAACACUUUUAAACCAAAGAAACUUGAGA